This is a messenger RNA of Lachancea mirantina, 2439 nucleotides long. Lineage: Eukaryota; Fungi; Ascomycota; Saccharomycetes; Saccharomycetales; Saccharomycetaceae. The record is from the annotation of a GenBank genome assembly.
AUGCGCAGAAGACUGGUAGUCUUUGUGCUGUCUCUGGUGGCUCAAAGCGUUCUGGGUCAGCCUUACGAGGCGUUUUCGUUUGAAGAACAAUUACCUCCGGUGGGGAAAGUUGGUGAACAGUUUUCUUUCCAGUUUUCGAACGAUACGCUCAAAUCGAAUGUUAACGGUCAAGUCCAAAUUCAGUAUGACGCGUUUGAUUUACCUUCCUGGCUAAAUUUCGACCCAACAUCAAGAACUCUCUCUGGGGAGCCGUCCGAGCAGGUUUUGGGCGGUGACGACUCUGACACGACUAUUAGUAUAGUCUUGCAAGGCACUGACCCCUCCGAUAACAAACAACUCAACAAAACCUACGAUUUACUUGUCUCCAGGCCCAAUGCAGUUCCCGAAGUGGCCUCCAAUUUCAAUUUACUUAAUCUUCUCAAGGACAGUGGGUUUACGAAUGGUAAAAACGGAUUGAAACUUUCUCCCGGCCAAGUGUUCAAUAUCACAUUUGGACGUAAUUCUUUUGACAAUUUGAACGCCGAUACUCAAUUUUACGGUCGUUCUCAGCUUUACCAUGCCCCAUUGCCCAACUGGUUGUUUUUUGACGAAAGUGAUCUCACUUUCAGUGGAACCGCACCUGUGGUUAACUCUCAAAUUGCACCCGAACUGGAUUACUCCUUCUCGUUGAUUGCGUCCAAUUCACCUAAUUACGACGGUGCCGAAAUCGUUUUCGAUCUCGUGGUCGGAGCCCACGAUUUUUCGACCUCUAUUCAAAACACUUUAGUUGUCAAUGUGUCUAAUUCUGGAGAAUUUGACUAUGAAAUUCCACUAAAUUACGUCUAUUUGGAUGGAAACCCAGUUUCAGUGGAUAAUAUAAGUUCCGUGCAACUCUCAGAUGCCCCAGAUUGGGUAUCGCUACAAAAUUAUUCUCUGAAGGGAACUUUAACUUCAGCAACGAAUUCUUCCAGCUUCGGUGUCAGUAUUUUCGAUAAAUAUAACGACGUCGUUUACUUGGAUUUCUCAGUGGAAUCAACUCAGACUUUGUUCGCAGUUUCUUCGUUACCAGGCGCUAACGCCACAAGAGAUCAAUGGUUUAGCUACACCCUGCUUCCAUCCCAGUUUACUAAUUUCCAAGAAACUAAUGUCUCCGUGAGUUUCUCCAACUCAUCUGAUUCUACUUCUUGGCUCUCGUACCAUUCGAGCAAUCUCACAUUGGCAGGUACAACUCCGAAUUCUUUGGACAGUGUGGGCGUAAAUGUGUUGGCUCAACAGGGUUCCAGAAGUCAGACUCUGUCUUUUGAAAUCAUUGGUGUCAACGCGAGAAACAAAAACAUUACAUCUUCAUCCUCCAGCUCUUCAUCCACUGCUGCGUCGUCUACAACUGUCUCGCCAUCCAGUACCGUUUCUAGUACCUCGUCUGUGACAGCGUCUGCUUCUGCAGCUCCAAAACCGCUGGUAAGUGGUGUGAAAAGCUCUCACAAAUCUAAUCGAGCCGUUGCAAUUGGCUGCGGUGUGGCAAUUCCAUUAGCAUUCAUCUUUCUCUGCUUACUUGCGCUGUUGCUGUGGAGAAGGAAGAGGCAACAACAGGGAACCGAGAAUGACAAGGAGAACAGCCCAACAAUUAGUGGUCCUCAGCUAAACAACCCUGCCAACAGGCCGAAUGCUUUCCCAGUUGUCUCACCCUUCGAUGAUGAGAAUUCGGUGGACGACAGUAGCACUGCACGUCGUUUAGGUGCAUUAAACGCCAUGAAGCUCGAUGAACAGGGUUCGAGCGCUUCAGACGUGUCAACCAUCAACGAAAAAGACAAUUUAUCCGCGUGCUCAUCGCCAAUUGCGGAUGUUUAUCCCGGUGCGUUGAAUACAAGCAGCAAAGAUCAAUUGCUAGAUCAGCCGCCAAAUGACGAAUACUUUGACAGCAAUAACAGGACUUCCUCAGUGUACUUCAAUAGUAAGCCAACUAACAGAAAGUCAUGGAGGUAUUCCACGAGCGCACCUGCUGCUGCUCGAAGUGGAAGGGAAAGCUACAAUUCUCUAAAAACGGUAACGACAGCGGAGCUUAUGAACACCGAGCUUGUCCAAGAGGGAAGCUUGCCCAAGGACCCAAGAAAGUCAUCGCUUGGAUUGCGAGACUCAGUAUUUUGGGGCAAUCCACAACCGGACGCCGCUCUUAAAGCAACUACACCGGUACCGCAGAGUCCGCCUGUAAAUCCGAAAGACAAUCCUCAAGAUCAGCAUUCAUACCGAACCCAAAGCACAAGUAGUUCUGAUGGAUUCAUGCCAGUUAAGCAAGGAGACAAAUACGAAUGGGUAGAGAAGUCGGGAACUAAACCCUCGACCCCAUCCCGAAAAAGAAGUUUAAAAAAACUGGUAAGUCUUCCCAACAGAAGUGGCGUCGGGGUGCUGGACGCAAACGACAUUCAGGGAGAAGAACCUGAAAUAGAUUCCUUCCAUGAAUAA